Leptosia nina is the source of this 501-nucleotide messenger RNA. NCBI's taxonomy places the organism in Eukaryota, Metazoa, Arthropoda, Insecta, Lepidoptera, Pieridae. The record is from the annotation of a GenBank genome assembly.
AUGUUAAAAGUCACCUCCGCGCUUAAUCAUAACAUCUAUUGUCAAAAGCAAUUUGUUAAUUAUUGUUUUGGUGGUUCAUAUGGAAAAUGCAUACAUAAAUCUUCAUUAUUGAAGUUUCCUCAAGUGGCUGCACUUAAAUUACCAACCAAUGUUGUUAACAUUCAUGCAACUGAAAUGGGAAGAUUUUCCCCGUUAAGGGAAAGAGAUCUUUCAGGUCCAGUUAUAAAUGCAUACAAUGAUAAACAUAAUAAUAUGGGAAUUGAUAUAACUGUCCAAUCUGAUCCUUAUGUUAAUAAAUAUGAUUGUCGCGGUGCUGUUAGUUUGUCCUCCUCAAUGCAAAGUAACGUACCAAGUCCAUUUAGUGGCAACCACACCCAUUUAAAUAUGCCUGGUUCAGAGUGGGGCCAAGGAUAUAAAUAUUUAUCUGAUCACCUUCAGGGUGCCCAUUAUCUGACUUUAAGAAAUGAGUAUCGUGGGAAUAAUGGAGCGGAGUCGAUGUAG